GCAAAGGUAGCUUCUGGUUACAAACUUUGGACCAAUCAGGACGCCGCUUUGCCUUCCAGCAGGAGCAACAGUUCAAUCUGGAGCGCUUCACGAAGAAACUAUCUCCUCUAAAUUCAAACUGACGAUGCUUAUUCACUUCCGCUGACAUAUCUGAUAGCCAACUAAUUGUCAUUGAAGGAAACGCUUCCGAGUAAUGACAAUGUUGGGUAUGUAUGUGCCAGACAGAUUUUCUCUGAAAUCGUCAAAGGUCCAGGAUGGAAUCGGUCUUUACACGGCGCGGCGAGUGAAAAAGGGAGAAAAGUUUGGCCCCUUUGCAGGUGAGAAAAAGCUGCCUAGUGAGCUGGAUGAAAGCUCGGACACCAGGCUUAUGUGGGAGGUCCGUGGCAGUAAAGGAGAUGUACUGUAUAUUCUGGAUGCCAGUAACCCGCGCUAUGCCAACUGGCUGCGGUUUGUCCAUCAGGCGCCUUCACAAGAGCAGAAGAACUUGGCAGCCAUACAGGAUGGAGAGAACAUCUUUUACCUGGCUGUGGAUGACAUAGAGACAGACACAGAGCUCCUAAUAGGCUACCUGGACAGUGAUAUGGAGGAAGAGGAGGAGGAAGAAGAAGAGGAGGUCAUCAAAGAUGAAGACGAAAAUAGUAAAGAUGCCAAGCAUCUUGUUGAAAUGGAACUAGUAAUAAAGAAGGAGGACCACCCCUGCUUGCUGUGUGAGAGCAGUUUUCCCAGUGAGGAGAUCCUGGCCGCCCACCUCCAGAGUCUGCACCAGAGGCCCAGCACAGAGGAGAAGGACUUCAAAUGCAGGAACUGUGGCAAGAAGUUCCCCAUCAAACAGGCUCUGCAGCGCCAUGUUUUGCAUUGUUCUGAGUCACCGGAUCCAUCAGGUGACUCUAAAGCGCACCAGUGCUCCCUGUGCCACAACACGUUCAGCUCUGAAUCCAGCUUUGAACAGCAUAAGGAAGCCUGUAAAGGAGAUGCCAGGUUCAUCUGUAAAGCAGAGAGCUGUGGCAAAAGAUUCAAGAGCAAGGACGCUCUGAAGAAGCAUAAAGGAAAUGUUCACACAGGGAGUGCACGUCGGAAACUCACAUGCACCAUAUGCAACAGAAAAUGCUCCUCCUCUCUGAAUCUACAAGAACACAGAAAGGUCCAUGAAAUAUUUGACUGCCACGCAUGUGACAAGAAGUUCAUUUCCACAAAUCAGCUAAAACGCCAUAUGAUCACACACUCAGAGAAGCGACCAUAUACAUGCGAGAUCUGCAGCCGUUCGUUCAAGCGUCUGGACCAAGUGACGGCUCAUAAGAUCAUCCACAGCGAGGACAAACCGUACAAAUGUAAGCUAUGUGGGAAAGAGUUUGCUCACCGCAACGUCUACAAGAAUCACAAGAAGACCCACUCUGAGGAAAGACCUUUCCAGUGUGAGGAGUGCAAAGCGCUGUUCCGCACCCCCUUCUCUCUACAGCGUCACUUACUCAUCCACAACAGUGAGAGGACAUUCAAGUGCGACCAGUGCGACGCCACCUUCAAGAGGAAGGACACGCUCAACGUCCACAUCCAGGUGGUGCACGACGGCCAUAAGAAGUAUAAGUGCGACCUGUGUGAGAAGGCCUUUGUAACGCCGUCAGUCCUCAAGAGCCACAAGAAGACACACACGGGGGAGAAGGAGAAGAUCUGCCCAUACUGCGGGCAAAAGUUUGCCAGCAACGGCACGCUGAGGGUCCACAUCCGCAGCCAUACAGGUGAGCGUCCAUACCAGUGCCCCUACUGUGACAAAGCAUUCAGCAAGAACGAUGGCCUGAAGAUGCACAUCCGCACACACACUCGUGAGAAGCCGUAUAAAUGCAGCGAGUGUAACAAAGCCUUCAGCCAGAAAAGAGGACUGGACGAGCACAUGAGGACCCACACAGGAGAGAAACCUUUCCAAUGUGAUGUGUGUGACCUGUCAUUCAGCUUGAAGAAGAUGCUCAGCAGGCAUAAGCUCACACACAACCCUAACCGGCCCAUGGCAGAGUGCCAGCUGUGCCAUAAGAAGUUCACCAGGAAUGACUACCUCAAAGUACAUAUGGAGAAUGUCCACGGGGAAACAGAGAGCUAGAACCAAUUAUGGAACCACUGGCUGAAAAUGAUAUCUGAUUCCUCAGAUAAAGUUCAGCCCUAUGUAACCAGCAUGGCCUAUAUAUACUGUAUGCACAGAUGGAUAGAUAGCAGGAAUGUUGUUAUUAAAGAUACAUACAUGUAGGAUAUGGAAAACAUUUGGGCAAGUAUUUCAAAACUGAAACAUAGGCUGUACAUUGGUCAUUUCUUUGUCUUACUGUUUAGAAAUAUUUGAACAAACAAAAUCCCAAAUAUGUUUGAGCUGCCUCCAGAGCCGCUGAGUCUGCACACAGAAAUGUCAGACAUUUCAUUUCUAGUCUUUCUGACUUCUAACCAGUGUUACUGUUCAUACUGUUACAGCCUGACCUCUUCCACUGUAGCAUUUACUGACCAACUGUCUGAAUACCUUACUGUACAUCUGUGGCCAGUUGCCAUGUGUCAAAGAACACCUGCGACCAAAGACCUUUUAGCGCACUGUUUUUUGUUUUACCUGUACGCUUUCGACAUGUUUACACCUUUCUGUUACAUUUUGCACCUGUUCUCUGGUGUCCAAACAUGUUUAAUAUUUAGACUCUGUUAAGCCCCGAGAGCAUACUUGAAAACCAUGUUGCUCCAUUUAAUAUUUCAAAAAAGAAGUAUUAGAAAAGGAUGGUCGAACAGGACAUGGGGAGUUGGAGCCAGAGAGUAUAAACAUACUGCCCUCAGUCUUUCAUGUUCCUUUUUCAGAUCUACUAGGGCCCUCAUUUUUAAAAAGUUAUGAAUGGCCCCAAGAAAAGUUGCAUGGUUUUUGUUGUACUAUGGGAUAGCUGAUGGGAAGUCAACAAUGUCAUACAAGACAGGAGUAAUUUCAGUUUUUAGGUAUAAUCUGGUAGACAACUUUAAAACUGUUGGACCUACAUUAUUAACUUAUGAUGAACGAGUUGACCUGUUCCUUCCUUACCCAUGGCCUUUUGGUGCUCAAAGUGUUACUGUUUCUGUGUCCCAAAUUGUAUUAGGGACAAAAAGAAAAUCCAAGGUACUGUGUGUGCUGACUUUUUGUAAUGAAUUGUUGAGUAUGUUUCCAUAUGAAUGGCCCAGGGUUAUUGUGCCUUACAGUGUGUGUUUACGUUGUUCUUUAUUAAUCAUUGUUCAAUACAGUAUUUCGUGUAUUUCCAUAGAAGUGCAAUUCUGUCCUGUUUUAUAUCUAGACCCAUUUGCUUCCUCAUUUACUGCCCCUUUGAUUAAUGCACAUUUCCCUGCUGUUUAUUCUGCAUCUGUAGACUGUGAAUUGUCACUUCACACUUUUGUAUUUUGAAAUGUAUAAAACCUCAUCACCUACCAAACAUC
Messenger RNA from Siniperca chuatsi (mandarin fish), 3414 nucleotides. RefSeq names its product PR domain containing 5 (gene prdm5). The transcript is spliced from 16 exons. Gene Ontology annotation, molecular function: protein binding; DNA-binding transcription factor activity; RNA polymerase II transcription regulatory region sequence-specific DNA binding. NCBI's taxonomy places the organism in Eukaryota, Metazoa, Chordata, Actinopteri, Centrarchiformes, Sinipercidae. The coding region runs from base 194 to 2089 and encodes 631 amino acids. The record is from RefSeq and is a predicted model, not a curated record. Gene Ontology annotation, cellular component: nucleus. Gene Ontology annotation, biological process: negative regulation of DNA-templated transcription.